UCAGUCUGUCUCCGCUCCCAAAUUCCACAAACUGUCGCUGUCACAAAACCUUAAAGUCGUUUCGCAAACUGGCUCCGAGAGGGGGAAAUAAUUGUUCGUAUUUUCACGUAUUUUUUCAUGUCCAUGCAGCUCGUGCGCUCUCUGUAUGGUCGGAAAGGUCGUCUCUGCGCGCGGGGAGCAUUUUAAAGCAGGAUUAAAUCAGAUUCGGAAUUGUUAGUGGGAGAUAAAAUCAAUCAAACAAACUAGGAAAACCUGUGGAUGUUAUUCUGCGUUGGUGGAUUUGUAACUUUACUUUUUGAGCAGCAGGUUUUUUUUUUUUGAGCUUCUCCAUCAAGAAAAAAAGGCACGUGAAAGAAGGACCAAGGGCUGAAUAAGGGCUCGGGGUAGUGAGUGAGUUAGAGAGUGAGUGCGCGCUCCCGCUCUCUGCUCGUUCACGGGACGAGAUGCGACUGCAGGUGCUCGCGGUUCUCCUCCUUUCUCUACAAGGAGAUGCUACUCAAACUCAAGAAGUUUGCCCAGGGACCAAGAAUGGUUUGAGUUUUACUGAAAGCCCUGUGCAGCACUACAAUAACUUGAAGGAACGCUACAGUGGCUGUGAGAUCAUCAUUGGAAACCUGGAAAUCACCCUGAUGGAGCGUGACUACAACUUCUCCUUCCUUGGAACUGUUCGAGAAGUGACGGGCUACGUCCUUAUCGCUACAAACCAGUUUCACCGCCUUCCUUUGGAGCAGCUGCGAGUGAUCCGUGGCAGCACGCUGUAUGAAAAUAAAUGGGCCCUCUCUGUCUUCCUCAACUUUGAUGGCCAGUACGGCCUGGUGGACUUGGGCUUCACUCAUCUCACAGAGAUCCUGGUUGGAGGAGUGCAGAUUGUUAAUAAUAAAUACCUGAGCUAUGCUCCCUGGAUCAACUGGCAGGACAUAGUGAGAGACAGCAGUGCUCUCAUCGAAAUCAGUGACAAUGGUCAAAAAGCAUCAUGUCAUCCUGACUGUGGUGGUUACUGCUGGGGUCCAAGUAAGGACCAGUGCCAGAUCUUGACUAAGACCGUGUGUGCACCGCAGUGUCACGGCCGCUGUUUCGGUCCCAGUCCUCAGCACUGUUGCAACACUGAAUGCGCAGGAGGCUGUACAGGGCCUAAGGAAACUGACUGCUUUGCAUGCCAGCAUGUGAACCAUUUGGGAGCAUGUGUGCCUCACUGUCCCCAAUCACACAUCUACAACAAACAUACUUUCCAGCUGGAACCCAAUCCAGAUGCCAUGUACCAGUACGGUUCAAUCUGUUUACCCAAAUGCCCUGAUCACUUUGUAGUGGAUGGCAGUGCGUGUGUAAGUGCCUGUCCUCCUGAUAAAAUGGAAGUCGAGAAGAAUGGCACGAAGCACUGUGAGCCAUGCAAUGGACUCUGCCCAAAAGUGUGUGAGGGCACAGAUCCCAGUAAGAGCAACAGACAGACUGUAGACUCCAGUAACAUUGACAGUUUCAUCAACUGCACUAAGAUCCAGGGCAGCCUACAUUUUCUGGUCAUGGGUAUUACUGGGGAUGUCUAUAAUAAGAUACCUCCUCUAGACCCAGAGAAACUCAAAGUCUUCAGCACUGUACGAGAAAUAACAGGAAUUUUGAGCAUUCAGUCAUGGCCUGCAGAGCUGAAGGAUUUAUCAGUUUUCUCUAAUCUCACCACUAUACGUGGAAGGUCUCUUCACCUCACAAAAAGACCCUUCUCUCUAUUAGUGAUGAAGGUGGACUCUCUGACAUCUCUAGGUCUGCAUUCUCUGCAAGAGAUCAGCGAUGGCAGUGUGUACAUCAGCAAUAACACAAACUUAUGCUACCAGCACACCGUCAAGUGGCAGCAGAUCUUCAUUGGCAACCAAGUAAAGCGCCGACGCCAGUUAAACGACAUCAAGUUCAACAAGCAGCCGAGCCAGUGUGAGGCUGAGGGUCAAGUGUGUGAUCCGCUGUGUUCGAACUCAGGCUGUUGGGGCCCCGGACCCGAGCAGUGUCUUUCCUGCAGGAAUCACAGUCGUCAUCAUACCUGUGUGGCCCAUUGUAAUAUCUUCUCUGGAGAGUCACGGGAGUUUGCAGGUCCAUCAGGAGAAUGCCGUUCCUGUCAUCCUGAGUGUCUACCACAGGAGGGAAUAGAGACCUGCAGAGGAGAGGGAGCAGAUAAGUGUGUAGCAUGUGCUAACCUAAUGGACGGUCCUCACUGUGUGUCCUCCUGUCCUUACGGAGUAAUCGGAGAGAGGGGACAGGCCAUCUUUAAGUACCCAGAUAGUAUAGGACACUGCCAGCCCUGCCACCCGAACUGCACAAGCGGAUGCACCGGCCCAUCUUUGAGAGACUGUAUGGAUGCUCGUCUCUCAGCGGACAGUCCUCAUAUUGCAGCUAUAGUGAGCGGAGUGUUGGCUGGUCUCAUCGUGUGUUUGGCCGUCGUGGUGAUGGCGUUGCUGUACCGCCGUAGCCUGUCCAUCCGACGCAAGAGAAAGCUCAGGAGAUACCUGCAGAGUGGCGAGAGCAUUGAGCCACUGGAUCCAGGUGAGAAAGGGACAAAAGUUCACGCUCGCAUCCUGAAAAGUUCAGAACUUCGCAAGAGCAAACUUUUGGGAUCGGGUGUCUUUGGUACCGUCCACAAGGGUUUCUGGAUACCUGAAGGAGACUCUGUGAAGAUUCCUGUCGCUAUAAAGACCAUCCAGGACCGUAGCGGACACCACGCUUUCACUGAGAUUACAGAUCACAUGCUGUCUAUAGGCAGUCUGGAUCAUCCGUACAUCGUGCGUCUGCUCGGAAUCUGUCCCGGACAAAGCCUGCAGUUGGUCACCCAGCUCAGUGCUCAAGGCUCCCUGCUGCAACAUCUGCGGCAAAACGCAAACAACUUGGACCCCCAGCGUCUCCUCAACUGGUGUGUGCAGAUAGCCAAGGGAAUGUACUAUUUAGAGGAGCAUCGCAUGGUCCACAGGAACCUUGCUGCUCGUAACGUGCUGCUGAAAAGCGACUACAUCGUGCAGGUUUCCGAUUUUGGCAUUGCAGACCUGCUCUAUCCUGAUGACAAGAAAUAUGUCUACAAGACUCCAAUUAAAUGGAUGGCAUUAGAGAGUAUCCUGUUUGGAAGAUAUACUCACCAGAGUGAUGUUUGGAGUUAUGGUGUGACAGUGUGGGAGAUGAUGUCACAUGGGGCGGAGCCAUACACGUCCAUGCAUCCUAACGAUGUCCCGGGUCUGCUGGAGAAGGGCGAGCGUUUGGCCCAACCACAGAUCUGCACCAUCGAUGUCUAUAUGGUCAUGGUUAAGUGCUGGAUGAUAGACGAGAACAUCAGGCCGACCUUUAAAGAGCUGGCUACUGAGUUUACCCGAAUGGCAAGGGAUCCACCCCGCUACCUUGUUAUCAAGAAAGAUCAAAAUAGUGCUGCGGCGGACGAGAGUCAUCUACGAGAGCCUAAUCUUGUGGAGGUAGCGCUUGAAAGUGAAGACGACGAGGUGCUCGAUGAUGGCUUCGCCACUCCUCCUUUCCACAUGUCUCCAUCCAGGAGUCAUUCCCGCAUGCGCAUGGGCUCCUAUAGGAGCGCUUCAGGACAGUCUGUACCUGUGGGAUAUCUUCCCAUGGCCUCAAGUACUGGAGAUGACCUCAGACAGCCGUAUUCCCAGAGGAACCGUCUAGGCUCAACGAGAACCACAUCUGAAAGCUCAGAAGGCAGGGGCACUGUGGUGGACAUGGAAAUGUGCGAGCUCAUCUCUCAGACAGGAAGCCUACGCAGGGGACACAGCCGAGGAGACAGCGCGUAUCUGUCCAAUUGUGUGUCUGUCACAUCUGAUCCUUUUUCUAUAGGAAUAGAGGUGGAUGAGGAGGGCCCAGAUGGGUAUAUUCUACCAAGAAGUUCCUACAGUUCAGGAAGAGAUGUUCUGGUAUCUCGAUCCAGUAGCAGAGCCAGCCUUCGAAACAUCCGUGCAUUGAGAAACAGCAAGAGUCAACCGCACGCUAUCCCAGAUCCAUCGCAAGAGUAUGAGCUGAUGAGCAAACAACCCACUGUAGCAAACAACCUUCACUCACCGGAAGACGGAAACUGCAACGGCUCGGCCAAUCUUCCCGUCUCCCGGCAGUCUCCUAGUACCGAUCUUUCGCCACAUGAGGCUGUCCAAACACAAACGCCUGGCACUACUGAUGAAAGUGAGGACAAGCCCCUGGCAGUUGCACUAGACAAUACGGGAGCAUCUGAUGAAGAGCCUCCUGAAGACAAUGCUGACAAUGCAACAGCUCUGGCGGAGGAGCAGCCACAGCAGGCUGUGGUUGAGUACGAAUACAUGGACAUAAGAAAUGAAACAAUGUCAGAAAAUGCCCACGGCAGCUCACACGAACCCAAAGAGGAUGGCAUCUACCAGAACACUCACGAGCUGUCUGCUCCAAAGGGGAACAAUAGAAGGAGCCGAAAGACGGCAGAGGAAGCAGCCAUCACCGAGCAGCCAGAUGAAUACGAGGACAUGAACGUGUGUGGGAAGGUUUGUACAUCAGGCGUUCGGCUUGAGUACCAGAACUUUCCAGCCAAAGGGAGAAUGGUGUCAGGAGAAGAGCCACACAGAGCUAAAAUGAGAGCGUUCGGUGGCGCGUGUGCAGGUGUGGAUGAAAAGAACAGCAGCACGUCUUUUGACAACCCAGACUACUGGCACAGCAGACUUUUCCACAAACCAGAUGCUGUAUGCACAUAAUAAACCAUCACCUCAGUGAAGUCGAAUCCUGAACUGUGGCAGCUGGUAUGCUCACCAGACCUGAUCUCGAAAAAAUUUGUAGCACACAUUAAGAUUAAAAUUAGACAUGUGCACAGAAAUGUAUAUAUUGUUUCAUACAUUCUCUUGACUGUAGCAUUGAUUUGGAGAGUAAAACUAUAAAAAUGCGUCUCUUUGAAUUCAUUACGGUUGUGAUUAGCUGAAAUUCAAAUGAAAGAUGUUUAAAAUUCUUACCUGUGAAAACUUUCUCCUCACUUCCUGGCAGCUGUCAAUAAAAUAUCUACUCAGUGGAAAAAAAAAAACACAAGGUGAUCAAGACUGAAUUGCAUGUUGCCUCUUGCACUUGAUUUUUUUAGUGCCAAAACAGAUAGGAUAUACUAACUUCCUCCCAGGUGUAAUUCCUUGCUAAUAAUUACAUAUGAACAUGUGAACCUCUUUUCCAGUAAAGUUAUGCUCUUGAAAAAUGGCCUAUUGGUGAUACACAACAACUGACACUGGAUGUGUCGCUGUUUUUUCCAUUAGCAGACAGAGUCAAUUGUGUAGUCAUAAUGUAUUUUUUUGUUUUGUUUCUUUUGAAACCUGACUCAGGCAUUAAAGACAGCAAGGCUGCAAGGCUGGACCUUGAUCUAACCAUCUGGAUUUGACUAUGGUUAAAAAAAAGCACCCAGUAUAUAGAUAUAUCAUGCAAAAUGUUACUUGAUCUCUCUUCCUGUGUUUGUUUGUGCGUGUGUGUGUGUGUGUGUGUGUGUGUGUGUGUGUGUGUGUGCGCGCACACGCACUGCGAUAUUGUCAAAGGUCAGAUGUAUCGAGAAAGGCCGAAGUCAUUUUAUUGCAUUUUAUUGAAGGGUCUAAGGUUUUGUCUUUUAACGGAUUGGUACUGAUAUAUUUUGUAUAAUAUGACCAGAAGGUCAGUUUUGAUUUAUGUUUUUAUGGACCACACGGAUGAUUAUGUUCUGAAUUGAAGCAUGCAGGUUAUUACCUUAUUAUCUUAUUUAUAUGUGUAUUAGAUUAUCCAAAUCUAUCCAAUGCCAAUCAGAAUUUUUGAGUAAAUUAUUAUUGUUGUUGUUUUACUUUUUAUUACAGUUUGCGCAAUCUUAGCAAUUUAAUAUUUGAAAUUUUUUGUAGGACAUCAUCUUCAAGUACAGCUGUUUGGUGAAGCAGUUACAGUAGGACUGUAAUUGCACCUUAAGUCUUCAUUUGUCUAGACAGCUUUUAAAUGAAAAAUAUAUAUUUGUGUUCUACAAAUGCCUUAUUAGGCCCAUUAGAACUAGAUUUUUUUUCCCCAAUAAAAUAAAGUCACAAAUGUUUAUAUUUCAGAUCUGGAGUUUCUGAUUCUUGAGUAUUUAUCUUGAUCUUAUCGCUUAAGUUUCACUAAUUGUUAAUAGAUGGUAUUUACUGUUGACUGGAAGUUUAAAAUGACAUUAAAUGUAAUAGGAUUACAUUACAUCUGUCCAUGGGACACGAUACACACCAUCAGAUUAGUCACCCAAGUACUGACCAAGGCACAUAUACGAAAUGUACACAAUGUCUGAGGAUGAAGUCAACACAAGGUUUUAUCACAAGACUCCAGGUUUCUAUGGGUUUAUCAAGCUGUGUGAUAUAUUAGUCAGCUAAUACUGCAGUUAGGGCCAGUUAGGGAAGACCUAAUACGUGUGUGUGUGUGUGUGUGUGUGUGUGUGUGUGUGUGUGUGUGUGUGUGUGUGUGAUGUAAGCAUGAAGUGUGGUGUUUUGAAGUGUUUUAUAUUUUUUCAUUUUAUAUUUUUGUCUAUUCUCCACAAAUGCUCUCAACACAUUUAUAAACUUUUAUGCUAGUUUUGUAAAGAGUAAAGUUUACAUUUUUACAAAUUUGUUCCUUUCUUUCAAAAAAAAAAAAAGUGGAUCUUAAGGUGUGUGUGGCCUGUACACUCAAAUAAAUAUAAUACUACUUUGACAUCAUG
Molecule: messenger RNA, 6640 nt
Organism: Tachysurus fulvidraco (yellow catfish)
Lineage: Eukaryota; Metazoa; Chordata; Actinopteri; Siluriformes; Bagridae
Gene: erbb3b
Product: erb-b2 receptor tyrosine kinase 3b
Exons: 29
Coding region: 444-4685 (1413 amino acids)
Biological process (GO): cell surface receptor protein tyrosine kinase signaling pathway; nervous system development; positive regulation of kinase activity
Cellular component (GO): basal plasma membrane; signaling receptor complex
Molecular function (GO): neuregulin binding; neuregulin receptor activity; protein tyrosine kinase activity
Source: RefSeq, a predicted model, not a curated record